AUGACCACACUGCCAGACGACGACGCUACCAGACGACAACACUGCCAGACGACGACGCUACCAGACGACAACACUGCCAGACGACGACGCUACCAGACUACAACACUGCCAGACGGAGACGCUACCAAACGACAACGCUGCCUGACGACGACGCUACCAGACUACAAUGCCAGACGACGACGCUACCAGACGACCACACUGCCAGACGACGACGCUACCAGACGACAACACUGCCAGACGACGACGCUACCAGACGACAACACUGCCAGACGACGACGCUACCAGAUGACAACACUGCCAGACGACGACGCUACCAGACGACAACACUGCCAGACGGAGACGCUGCCAGACCACAACACUGCCAGACGGAGACGCUGCCAGACGACAACGCUGCCAGACGGAGACGCUGCCAGACGACAACGCUGCCAGACGACAACGCUGUCAGACGACAACACUGCCAGACGACGACGCUACCAGACGACAACACUGCCAGGCGACGACGCUACCAGACGACAACACUGCCAGACGGAGACGCUGCCAGACGACAACGCUGCCAGACGACAACACUGCCAGACGGAGACGCUACCAGACGACAACGCUGCCUGA
Procambarus clarkii (red swamp crayfish) is the source of this 606-nucleotide messenger RNA. RefSeq lists its product as uncharacterized. The record is from RefSeq and is a predicted model, not a curated record. Lineage: Eukaryota; Metazoa; Arthropoda; Malacostraca; Decapoda; Cambaridae.